AUGCAUUCGCUGCAAUACACUGAUAUGUCGAUUAAAACGUCGCAGUUUCUGCUGAGACUCACGGGAACGUGGAUGAACGAGAGCAAUACCGAGGAAAGUCGAAGAAGAUUCGCCAUGACGUACACAAUUGUGGUGCACAUUUUCGCUCUAUAUCUCAGUUCAACUGACAUGUACUACACAUGGGGUGACUUGAACCGCUGCUGCUACGCCAUGUCUAAUGUACUGUGCACUAGCCUGUCACUAUUUAAGACUGUAACAGUCAGAAUGCGCUAUACGGUUUUAAACGAUAUAAUAAAACUUGCACAACAGAAUUUUUGGCAUGUCAAGUAUGAUCACGAGGAUCAAAUACUGUUGAGGAAGUGUCGAGAAUUUUGCAACUUGUGGACCAUAUGUAUAUGCUGCAUUGCACAAGUCGCCUCGGCUUUUUAUAUAAUUGUACCGAUCUAUGCAAACAUCGGAGGGAACAAGUCAGAAAGGACACAUCCGGUGAAAAUAUGGUUAGAUCUGCCCCUAAACGAGACACCGUAUUACGAAAUAGUAUUCGCCACGCAGAUACUAACUCUGCAACACAUUGGCGCCACAUAUAUCUGCCAUGACAAUCUCUUAUGCGUCCUAAACAUGCACGUGACCUACCAAUUUCGCAUGAUGCAACGCAAGCUAUCGAACCUGUGGCAAGGCUCCGACAAAGAAACGAAUUCCAUCGAUCACACCAAUAAUUGUUAUACAGCCUUGAAGGAGUGCAUCAGGCAGCAUCAAAUGCUGAUCGAAUUCUGUGAAAAGGUCAAGUACGUUUACAUGCUACCAAUCCUCGGCGAUGUUGUCAUCUUCAGCAUACUAAUGUGCCUUAACACGUACGAGAUUGUUGUGGCAGAAGUGGCUAUUUUGACGCGCGUCAUUUCCAUUUGCCACAUAGCCGGUAACUUCUCCUACAUAUUUAUCUUCACAUACGUUUGCCACAAUUUGAUAGAAGAAAGCGCAAAUAUCGGCAUGGCAACGUAUUCCGGCUGGUGGGAAGUGUUGCCAAUGACAGAAUCUGGCAGGAACCUACGAAAGGAUGUGAGGAUGAUAAUAAUGAAAUCGUUGCGACCAUGUUACUUGUCCGCUGGAGGAUUCUUUCCUGUAUCUUUGGAGACAUCUACUGCCCUUAUGAGUUCUACGUUGUCAUAUUUCACUCUCAUGAGGGAGUCCUCAAUGAGAAGCUCGAACGAAUAA
Eufriesea mexicana is the source of this 1212-nucleotide messenger RNA. RefSeq names its product odorant receptor Or2-like. Bases 1 to 1212 code for a protein of 403 amino acids. Gene Ontology annotation, biological process: sensory perception of smell; detection of chemical stimulus involved in sensory perception of smell. Gene Ontology annotation, molecular function: odorant binding; olfactory receptor activity. Gene Ontology annotation, cellular component: plasma membrane. The record is from RefSeq and is a predicted model, not a curated record. The transcript has 6 exons. NCBI's taxonomy places the organism in Eukaryota, Metazoa, Arthropoda, Insecta, Hymenoptera, Apidae.